Aureobasidium namibiae CBS 147.97 is the source of this 1419-nucleotide messenger RNA. Its product is annotated as sterol C-14 reductase-like protein. NCBI's taxonomy places the organism in Eukaryota, Fungi, Ascomycota, Dothideomycetes, Dothideales, Saccotheciaceae. Gene Ontology annotation, cellular component: endoplasmic reticulum membrane. Gene Ontology annotation, molecular function: Delta14-sterol reductase activity. The transcript has 2 exons. The record is from RefSeq and is a predicted model, not a curated record. Gene Ontology annotation, biological process: ergosterol biosynthetic process. The coding region runs from base 1 to 1419 and encodes 472 amino acids.
AUGGCUGUAAAAGAUCAAGCCCAUGGCUACGAGUUUGGCGGCCCUCUGGGCGCCAUUGGCAUCUCGUUCGUCCUCCCCCUCGUCUGCUACGUCUUCGCUUUCCUCUGCAACGAUGUUUCUGGAUGCAUCCCACCAUCAUUGACCGAGCCCUCCACCCUUACACUUGAUCAACUCAAGAAAGAAGUCGGCUGGCCUGGUGUUACCGGCCUCCUCAACACCCAAGCUGUCGUCGCAACCUUUGGCUACUACAUCCUCAGUCUUGCCCUUCAAGCCUUCCUGCCCGCUCAUGAGGUUCAAGGUACUGUGCUCGCCUCAGGCGGUCGCUUGACCUACCGCUUCAAUGCCUUUGCCUCGGCCAUGUUCAUCCUCACAAUUGCUGCCGCCGGUACCUUCCUCCAGGGCGCCGACUUCCCUGUCUGGACCUUCAUCAACGACAACUACAUCCAGCUCUUGACCACCAACAUCCUCAUUGGCUACUUCUUGGCCACCUACUGCUACGUUCGCUCCUUCUCUGUCAAGCCCAACGACCUUGACAACCGCGAACUCGCCCAGGGAGGCACAACUGGCAACAUCAUCUACGACUGGUUCAUCGGAAGAGAACUCAACCCUCGCGUAACACUUCCCAUCUUUGGUGAGGUCGACAUCAAGGCUUUCAUGGAGCUGAGACCUGGUCUCCUCGGCUGGGUCUUGCUUGACCUGGCAUUUGCUGCUCGCCAGUACGGCACAUAUGGCACUGUCACCGACUCCAUGUACAUUGUCGUCGGCACACAGGCCUGGUACGUCCUGGAUGCUCUGUGGAACGAGCCCGCCAUCAUGACCACCAUGGACAUCACCACCGAUGGUUUCGGAUGCAUGCUUGCCUUUGGUGAUCUCGUAUGGGUUCCUUUCAUCUACAGCAUCCAGGCUCGCUACCUGUCCAUCCACGCCGUUCAGCUCGGUUGGGCCAAGGUUGCCUUUAUCAUGGCUGUUCAACUUACCGGCUACUACAUCUUCCGCUCGAGCAAUGGCGAGAAGAACAAGUUCAGAACCAACCCCAACCACCCCGAUGUCAAGCACCUCGAAUACAUUGAGACCGCUCGUGGAACCCGUUUGUUGACCUCUGGAUGGUGGGGCACUGCGCGUCACAUCAACUACCUCGGCGACUGGAUCAUGUCCUGGGCAUACUGCCUUCCUACCUGGAUGUCUGGUUACGUUGUGUACUCUGCCGCUCUCACCGGCGACAAGAUCGUCAGCCAAGGUCCUAAUGGCGAAAUGGCUGGCUGGGGCAUUCCUGUCACUUACUUCUACAUGCUCUACUUUGGCAUUCUCCUCAUCCACCGCGAGCGCAGAGACGAUGCUCACUGCCGUGCCAAGUACGGCAACGACUGGAAGCGCUACUGCGACAUUGUCAGAUGGAAGAUUCUGCCAGGUGUCUACUAG